Galendromus occidentalis (western predatory mite) is the source of this 5874-nucleotide messenger RNA. RefSeq names its product Down syndrome cell adhesion molecule-like protein 1. Gene Ontology annotation, molecular function: ATP binding; protein kinase activity; cell-cell adhesion mediator activity. NCBI's taxonomy places the organism in Eukaryota, Metazoa, Arthropoda, Arachnida, Mesostigmata, Phytoseiidae. Gene Ontology annotation, biological process: homophilic cell-cell adhesion; protein phosphorylation; dendrite self-avoidance. Gene Ontology annotation, cellular component: plasma membrane; axon. The record is from RefSeq and is a predicted model, not a curated record.
AUGAAUAUCAAUGGGUGUCUUGCACUGAUAGCCAAACGCCAGGGCGCGACCCCUGUGUUCUCGGGACUGCGCGUGGAAGUUGAGCAUUACGUCGACGCCGUGGGUGAAGUAGCGAACGGAAUCAAAGGUGGAGCAAGGAAAGCGAUCGCUUGGAAUGAAGUUCAGAUGAGAAUGCUCAACAGGAUCGAGACAAUGUACUGUUGUGGAAACAAAAUGUCGGUUGAACCGUCUGAGGAUUACAAAAAAGCUCUGCCCGCUCUGUCUCAGUUCGACUCUGUGCAGCCUAUGGGCAGCAUGGCUACAAUGAGCAACGUUUACGCGGUCACUUACGGUGAAUGCAAGAGGAAGCUGACUCUGAGAUUGAGAAAGAAGAGCCCCGGAUUAUGCUUGGAAAAAGCUAUUGCGGUUGUUCUUACGCCAGAUAUAAGUUUGGAAUAUUUGCUUUUCUUCCGCACCGAAAAAGCGCAUGUCUUCGUUCAGGAGGGUCCAUACGGGCUCAAUCUGAGGGAAUUGUUCGACUCGCGACCCUUCCGGGAAUCUUACGUGGCGUACCUUGCGAACAAGCUCGCCGACUCUCUCCGGAAGCUCCACGCUCUUGGCAUUAUUCAUCUUGACAUCAGGCCCGAUACGCUCGUUUGGAGGAAUGAUUGCAUCAAGUUCGUCAACGUUGAACACGCCAGAACAUGCCUUGGGAAUUUCGUUCGACCGACGAGUCAAAACAGGAGCUUCUAUAGCCGAACUGCCUUCGAGUUCUUCGGGCCCAAAGUCCGUUGCUCCUCGAAGUUCUACCGAGCUCCCGAACUCGUGCAUGGACGUUACUUCGGUAGAGCCUGCGAUUUCUGGUCGAUGGGAGUCACGUUGUUCCGUCUGAUUUGUGGGAGAUUACCCUUCCGAUCGAAACGCUUGGACGAGCUGAACGAGGCUAUCACCGAGAAGGAGCCACAAUGGAUACCGAGAUCAGAGAAGAGAUUCUCCGCCAAAUUGAGGAGCUUCCUGACGAGCUUACUCGCGAAAGACCCCGAAGCGAGACUGGGAUCGAAAGGCUAUAGCGACAUAACCAAUCACCCAUUCUUGAGUAAGAACGCCGGAGCUUUCAGUGGAAAGAAACGCGUCGAAUUACCUAGGAAACGAAAGGUGAUGUUGCCGAGCGACGCGACGCAGCCCAAGUUUCACGAGGAGCUCCAGCGCCCCGUGACGCAACAUACCAAUAUCGAAUCCUACGUGUCACCGAAGUGGUCUAAGAUUGACGAUCGACGUCUUCUCCAGUUACCAGUGUACUUCCGAGAGGAGCCGCCGUCGAAUGUCGUGUUCCUAAAUUCGACAGGCGCUGUUAUUGCUUGUGAUGGAGGUGGGACACCGAAGCCAAAAGUGUUGUGGACUCGGCCGGACGGCAGCCCUUUGUCGCCUACACCUGGUCUACGACAAUUCCGUAGCGAUGGAUCGAUGAUUUUGCUGCCUUUCGCUGGCGACCAGUAUCGAACCGAAGUUCAUAGCGGAAUCUUCCGUUGUCUAUUAAGUAGCGACUACGGAAGCAUCAGCAGCAGAUACGUCAGGGUGACUGCAGUUCUCAAAAUGCCGAUAGAAGUUGGAGUAACCGACAGUAUCGCAAACUUGGGAGGGACCGCAGUGCUCCGGUGCCUUGUGCAUCCCCCGUCGAUGCGCCAAAUGGUCAACAUCACGGGAUGGUCAACAGACGACGAUAUGACGAUAGUUCCAUCAAAUUCCAAGUCAUUCAGCACACCAAGAUAUCAGGCUUUUCUCAACGGACUCUUGUUGAUAACGGGAGUUACGAGAGCUGAUGAGAGGCGACGUUUCCGCUGUGUGGUCGAGAAUUCCAUUACCGGGGAAAUGGAAUCCCAGGCGUGGGGGAAGGUCAUCGUGACAGAGCCCAAAGGAUACUCUCCGCCCAGGAUCUUCGAGUCAGAGCUCCGGGAGAAAAUUCAAGAAGACGCAACAUUACGAUUACCAUGUGUGGCGAGCGGGCAUCCCGCUCCGACGUACAAUUGGUACCGCGUGAUGCCGCAAAGCGGACAAAAAAUUCCUCUGAAUACCCAUUGGAAUACGGGAGGAACGCUGGUCCUGACUCGAGUCGCACUCGGUGAUAGUGGAAAAUAUGUCUGUGUAGCCAACAAUACAAUGGGCCAAGACCGCGCGGAGAGGGACGUAAUAGUCACAGCCCCGCUCCGUGCCGAAAUUCUGCCCCGGAAGCUGACAGUGCGCUCGGGAGACGACGUGACGGUCAACUGUACUCACCGAGGGGGACCCGUCCGCGAAGUUCGAUGGCUUAAGGACAACAAAUCCCUACAGAACGAUCAUCGCGUGCGACUUCUCGGACGUUUGGUGCUCCACAUCAGCUCGUUUCGAAGAGCCGACACCGGCAUGUAUCAAUGCUUUGUAAAUAACGAGGAGGACUCGGCGCAAGGUCACGCGUACUUGCGCAUCGAAGAAAUCCAUCCGACAAUCCGGGAAAAGUUCAUCGGAGGGAAAUUCAAGCCGCGGAGCGAGAUCUCACUGAAAUGCCAAGCGACGGGCUCGCCUCUGCCUCAACUGUCCUGGCUCCUGGACGGUAAUCCGUUGCCGGAAACUAGAGACAUCAACCAGGGUGACUUCGUUCAGCCCGACGGAGCAUUAGUAGUCAGCUUCGUCAACAUCACUUCAAUGAAAGUAGAGUACGGAGGAGAUUAUACGUGCAUGGCAACAAAUGACGUCGGGACGGCGAUUCACACGCAGCGCAUCAACGUCGAGGGAGAUCCCUACAUACGGCCCAUGAAAGAUUUGACAGUGGUCGCCGGUAAAGAACUCAAUAUCAAGUGUCCCGCAGCCGGAGAUGUCGCAUCGAUGUUCAUCAAGAAAGAUAAUCGGCUCAUAUCGAGAGAACCCCGCUAUGGAUUAGCGGAGGACCGGAGCAGUUUAUCGAUCCAUGAAGCGAGAAAAGACGAUGCCGGAGUUUAUACCUGCAUCGCGAAGGGUUACAACUCGAAAAAUGCCUCCAGAAGCGUCAUGAUCACCGUCGUAUCUGCGCCUCAAAUUUCACCGAUCGUUUUUUCUGACAAAAUUCACGAGGGGAUGAGGGCCAUGGCGUCGUGCAAUAUCAUCGACGGUGAUCCUCCGAUGCGUGUGUCGUGGUGGAAGAAUGGGCAGCCGCUGCACGACGGCCUCGACGCGGGCAACGUGCAGGUCAGCAACCCCUCCGAAUACUCUUCGUUUCUCACGAUCAAGAACGUCACCCGUUCGUACACCGGUAAUUACACGUGCGUCGCGAACAACAACGCCGCUGUGUCAAACUUCACUGCCAUGUUACUUGUCAAAGCUCCCCCGCGAUGGAAAAUUGCUCCCAGAGACAUGUCGGCAAUCAUGUCCACGUCAAUAACUUUCGAUUGCCAAGCUGAAGGAGAGCCCGAACCUGUCGUCCGAUGGAAAUACGCCAAAGGUCAGGAGUCGACCGACUUCCAUGGGAUCGUUUCGAGUCCGCACAUCCACGUGCUGGAAAACGGCUCUCUCAACAUCAUCUCAGUGCAAACGGAUGACAAGGGUCGAUAUUUGUGCGAAGCUGCGAACGGCGUCGGACCUUCGUUGAGCGCUGCUGUGGAUCUCGUCGUCCACCGAGGUCCUCACAUCACCGGACUGGCGAAAAGUAUGCACGUCCGGAGUGGAUCGGAGUCUAGUCUGCCAUGCACUGUUUCUGGCGAUGAGCCACUCUCCAUCAUCUGGAGUAAAGACGGCGUGUUCCUGCCGGUGCAUGACGAGAGAUACAUCAUCAACGAGGAAAAAUCCUUCUACGGCAAGAAGUCGGUGCUGCGGAUCCGUGCGGCUGACCGGGCGGACACAGCAACGUUCUCAUGCACGGCGAGCAAUCCUUACGGGAAAGCAUCGGAAGGGCUCCGGCUCAUCGUACAGGGCGUACCCGAUCCUCCAGACGAUAUCGUGUUCUCCGACAUUCGUAGCACUUCAGUCGUUGCCAAGUGGAAUAUACCAUAUUCGGGGAAUAGCGACAUAAGCUCAUAUACCCUCAGUUAUCAUCCUCUAACCGAGCCGGAAGCGACUCGUGUGGUGACGGUACCUGGCACGUCUGCUGAUGCCACGCUGCAAGAACUCAUACCUGCAACUCAAUAUCAGUUCAUGAUGAAAGCCAGCAAUACCUUGGGCGACUCGAUCUUCAGCAAACCCGCUCUCGUCAAAACUAAAAUGGACGCCCCGAAAACACCGCCCUCGCACAUAACAGCUUCGGCCGUGGACUCGCGCACGAUUCGCGUCACCUGGCGGAAGCCAGCCGAGCGAGCGCGGAACAGUCAUCUCUCGGGAUACUACGUCGGCUACAAAGAGUCCGAUAGCGCCGAGCAGUUUUCUUACAAGACAGUCGACAUCGACCACAACAAUCAGCCCACUAACGGUCGAGAAGAGUACACGAUAACAGGUCUGAAGAAGAACACCAAAUACAGCAUCGUAGUGCAGGCGUUCAAUCCACAAGGAUCCGGGCCCUCAAGCAACGAGCUGGUGGUGAAAACCUACGAAUACGAUCCUCCACCGAGCCCUCCGCUGAAAAUUAUCGCAACAACAUCGUCGUCGAUCCACGUUCGUUGGGAGCAGGACCUCGCGAAGUACAAAGUGACUGGCUACCUUCUGCACUACAAACACUCGGGAGCCGAAUGGAAAGAGAUGCAGUUGCAUAGCUACACGACUAACAAGAUCGUUGAGGGAUUGCUGUGCGGGACAUCGUAUCAGAUAUUCCUCACGGCUUUCAACGAUAUUGGACGAGGAGAACCCUCCGCUGUCAUCGAGGUGGCUACUGAAGGCAGAGCACCAAUCGCGCCGCUCAGCGAAGCGUUCAUCUCGAGCAACCAAACGACGGCGACAUUGAAUAUGGCGACUUGGGGAGACGGUGGAUGUCCCAUAAGACAUUUCGUAGUUCAAUACAAACUAACAGCUCAUAGAGACUGGAUUCUGCUCUCGAACGACCUGAUCAAGGAGAAACAGGUCUUGGCCAUUGGUGACCUCCAACCUUCCUCGUGGUACGAGCUCCUCGUCACCGCUCACAACGAGGCGAGUUAUACAGAGGCAGACUACCAGUUUUCAACGCUGACGCCUAGUGGAGCGACUAUUCCUCCGCCACUUGCGGGAACCAGACAGGUCUCCAUGCUCCGCGACCCCGCUGUCCUGGUUCCCGUGCUAUGUGCCGCCACGGUCGUGAUUCUUCUGAUCUCGGCUGUGUCUUUGCUCUUCAUGAGGAAUCGUCGCUGUCAGCCACGCACCCACGGAAACGAAAUGUGCCAAUCGAGAGAUGAUCUGUCUUUGAACACCUACGGAAAGUGCUCCAAGGACCCUGUCAACGACAUCAUGUACAACAACGAUCAUGAAACAUUGUACUGCCCAUACGCAGCGCAGCAGGCUGCGGAAGCAUUCAACUUCAAAGGAGACAUGGUCGCGGAAACGCUGCGGAGAGUCGCCAAAAACAAGGAGCAUACGUACGAGGUGCCUCACCGCAUUAGGGCGGUGCAGCAGGGCUACUGCAAUGGGGUGUCAUCAUCUGCCACAUUGGAGCGAUCCGUCGGACAAACCCCAAAGCAAAAAUAUCGUCCGCUGUCUUUGGGCAGGUCGUUCGACCAGGAUCUGUUUGAAGAGGAUCUCGAACACAUGUACAAAGAAGCGGCGGCCAAUCAGCACAAACAGGAAGCGGUUUCAUCAAUCAUGUCGGGUGCAGCUGAAAGCGACAUUUGCUCGUCUACGUACGAAGACGACUCCAUCAUCAUUGGAGAUGCUUGUCCUCAAAGAUAUAAUUUCAAUAACGGAACUCUGAAAACCCAACAACCCGCAGGCUCACAGAGCCCCUACGCUCAGCCCAGACCGAUUACAGACAAGUGGUCGGUGAAACUAUGA